Molecule: messenger RNA, 3741 nt
Organism: Ricinus communis (castor bean)
Lineage: Eukaryota; Viridiplantae; Streptophyta; Magnoliopsida; Malpighiales; Euphorbiaceae
Product: transportin MOS14
Exons: 27
Coding region: 559-3438 (959 amino acids)
Biological process (GO): protein import into nucleus
Cellular component (GO): cytoplasm; nuclear membrane
Molecular function (GO): small GTPase binding
Source: RefSeq, a predicted model, not a curated record
AACUUGAAUGCGAAACGCUGCUUUAAAGAGUAUUUUGUGAUAUUAACUUUGAUAGAAGCAGUUCCUGUGCAGAUCAGAUGUAUCCAUCCAACCAAGUUUUCCACACUGACAAUCUGUACAAUGGGUCCCAACUUAACCCCGUCCCAAAAUAAAAAAAAAAAAAAAAACGAAAUCAAACGCCUCGUGUCCAAUAGCACAUUGGUUGACUAUUCAUUGACGAAAUUUCAAAAAACGCACAAAUAAAUGCUAUCAACGGCUGAAAACUUCUCAAAAAUUCACUCCUUAAUCUCUUCCUGAUCAUCAAAUCAAAUAGAAAAAAGAAAAGAAAAGAAAAAAUCCCCCAAAACCCGUCUUCACUGCAGCGAAAGGGAGGGGCGCCAAAACCCCAUUUAUUAAAAAAGAAAAAAGAACACUCGCCUGAGAAAAAUUAAAAUAGUUCUACAAAUUACCAAACAUACCCCUAUUCCUUUCUCCUUCUCUCUCUCUCUCUCUCUCUCUCUGUAUAUCAUUUUCGUGUUUGUUUAGGUUUUUAUUUAAAUUUUUGAAUCGGAGAAGCCAAUGGAUCAUCAAAAGGCAGUGAAAGAAGCCCUAAACGCACUGUAUCAUCAUCCAGAUGAGGUGCUUCGUUCCAAAGCUGAUGAGUAUUUACAAGAUAUUCAACGCUCAAUCGAUGCUUGGCAGGUUGCUGAUAAUUUGCUUCACGAUUCCACUAGCAAUAUGGAAACCUUAAUCUUCUGCUCUCAAACUCUUCGAAGCAAGGUGCAAAGAGACUAUGAAGAAUUGCCUUCUGAAGCCUUUGGACCGUUACGAACUUCCUUAACUACCUUACUGAAAAAAUUUCAUAGGGGCCCCCCUAAAGUCAGGACUCAGAUUAGCAUUGCUGUUGCUGCCUUGGCUGUACAAGUUCCUGCAGAGGAUUGGGGAGAUGGUGGUAUAGUGAAUUGGCUUAAGGAUGAGAUGAAUUCUCAUCCAGAAUAUAUACCAGGUUUCUUGGAGCUACUAACAGUUUUACCAGAGGAAGUGUUCAACUAUAAGAUAGCUGCUCGUCCAGAAAGGCGCCGCCAAUUUGAAAAAGAGCUGACUUCUCAAAUGGAAGUUGCUCUUAAUAUUUUGACGGCUUGCUUGAAAAUUAAUGAACUCAAAGAGCAGGUUCUUGAGGCAUUUGCUUCUUGGCUUCGACUGAGGCACGGGACCCCUGGAUCUGUGCUUUCCUCUCACCCUUUGGUGCUUACAGCUCUCUCUAGCUUGAAUUCAGAGCUACUUUCAGAGGCAGCUGUGAAUGUCAUUUCAGAAUUGAUACAUUAUACAACAUCAGGGAACUCUGGUGGUAUUUCUAUACAGAUGCCUUUAAUUCAAGUGCUUGUGCCCCAAGUUAUGAGUCUAAAGGAACAACUUCGGGAUCCUUCAAAGGAUGAAGAAGAUGUUAAGGCCAUUGCUCGAUUAUUUGCUGACAUGGGUGAUUCAUAUGUUGAGCUGAUUGCAACUGGUUCAGAUGAAGCAAUGAUGAUUGUGAAUGCAUUGUUGGAAGUUGCUUCACACCCAGAAUAUGACAUUGCUUCAAUGACGUUUAAUUUUUGGCACAGUCUUCAAGUUAUCUUGACUAAGAGGGACUCAUAUACUUCAUUUGGCGAUGAGACGUCCAUUAAAGCUGAGAGAAGUAGAAGAUUGUUAGUUUUUCGUUCAGCAUAUGAGUCACUUGUAUCCCUGGUUAGCUUCCGAGUACAAUAUCCCCAAGAUUAUCAAAACCUUUCGAUUGAAGACCUCAAAGAUUUUAAACAUACCAGAUAUGCUGUUGCGGAUGUGUUAAUUGAUGCAGCAUCAGUAUUAAAUGGUGAUGCAACUCUGAAGAUUCUAUACGUGAAACUUGCUGAGGCUCAAGCUUGCUGGGCAAAUGGACAUAGUGAAUGGCGUCCUGCGGAAGCUGCUUUAUUUUGCAUCAGGGCUAUAUCAAAUUACGUUUCAAUUGCUGAAGCUGAAGUAUUGCCCAAGGUUAUGUCUUUGCUGCUUGAACUUCCACAUCAGCCCCAGCUGCUUCAGACAGUGUGCUUAACAAUCGGAGCAUAUUCAAAAUGGCUUUCUGCUGCAUCGGAUGGAUUGCCUUUAUUGUCUUCAGUCAUGAGAAUUCUCAUGCAUGGCAUGGGGACAUCAGAAGAUUCGGCAGCUGCUGCAGCUGUGGCUUUCAGACACAUCUGUGAUGAUUGCCGUAGAAAGCUCUGUGGAUAUCUUGAUGAUCUCUACUCCAUAUACCAUAGGGCAUUGAUUGGGGAAGGUAAUUUUAGAAUCUCGGCUGAAGAUUCAUUGCAUGUAGUUGAAGCUUUGAGCAUGGUCAUUACAGAACUUCCUCCUGACCAAGCCAAGCAGGCUUUGGAGCAAUUAUGCUUGCCAGUUGUUACUUCUUUACAGGGAGUUAUCAAUCAAGGUCCAGAAACUUUGGAGAAGAGACCUGCUAGGGAGUUAACGGUUCACAUUGAUCGACUUGCAUACAUCUUUAGGUAUGUAACUCACCCUGAAGCUGUGGCAGAUGCAAUUCAAAGGCUUUGGCCGCUCUUUAAAGCAAUCUUUGACCUUCGUGCUUGGGACAUGCGAACAAUGGAAUCUUUGUGCCGAGCUUGCAAAUAUGCUGUGAGAACUUCUGGAAGGUUCAUGGGAAUCACAAUAGGAGCAAUGCUAGAAGAGAUCCAAGCCCUUUAUCAACAGCACCAUCAGCCUUGCUUCCUUUAUCUCUCUAGUGAGGUUAUAAAGAUAUUUGGUUCUGACCCAUCUUGUGCAUGCUACCUAACAAAUUUGAUUGAAGCCCUCUUCAAGCGCACAAUAUGUCUUCUUACGAAUAUCAAGGACUUCACUGCAAGACCAGAUAUUGCAGAUGAUUGUUUUUUAUUGGCAUCAAGGUGCAUUCGUUAUUGCCCUCAACUAUUUGUUACGUCUACUGUAUUCCCAUUGUUGGUUGAUUGCUCGAUGAUCGGCAUCACAGUACAGCACAGGGAGGCUUCCAAUUCCAUAUUGACCUUCUUGUCUGACAUUUUUGAUCUGGCAAAGUCUAGCGUGGGGGAACAUUACUUAUCUGUCAGAGAUAGUGUUAUUAUUCCUCGAGGCGCCAGCAUUACAAGAAUAUUGGUCGCAUCAUUAACUGGUGCACUUCCUAGUUCUCGAAUAGAAACGGUAGCAUAUGCUUUACUAGCGGUAACACGUACAUAUGGAGCUAGGGCAGUGGAGUGGGCAAUGGAGAGUAUUUCACUAAUUCCAUUGACUGCUGUCACUGAGGUUGAGCGUGCAAGAUUUUUCCAAGCAUUGUCGGAUGCAGCUUCCGGGAUUGAUGUCAAUGCCCUGAUGGCUCCUGUUGAGGAGCUCUCUGAUGUAUGUCGGCGGAACAGAACAGUACAGGAGAUUGUCCAAGGGGCGUUAAGGCCACUUGAGCUGAAUUUGGUAACUGUAUCAUAAAGGGGGGAGUAAAAUAAAGGUGCAUUCUUGCUUAGUGUUCAUCUGUUAGUCACGAGGUAUAUUGGCUGUUUCAUUCAUUGACCAUCUGUGUAUUAUUCAAUCAUUCUCCAAUUUUUUUAGGAGAAUCAUUACACUUUAUAUUGGUUGGGAGAGAGUGGGUGUUGUAUCUUUUAUUUGAGAUGUGCGAUGUCGAGAGUGGUUUGAACCGCAGUGGCUUCAAUUUUUGGGGUACAAAUUUUUCAGUAUAAAAGAUGUAAUUUUAUUGUGCAAUAGUGGAAAAAGGAAAGGAGAAAUUACAAAACA